Pseudocercospora fijiensis CIRAD86 is the source of this 876-nucleotide messenger RNA. RefSeq lists its product as uncharacterized. The transcript has 8 exons. The record is from RefSeq and is a predicted model, not a curated record. The coding region runs from base 1 to 876 and encodes 291 amino acids. NCBI's taxonomy places the organism in Eukaryota, Fungi, Ascomycota, Dothideomycetes, Mycosphaerellales, Mycosphaerellaceae.
AUGCUUCGGGAGGCACAACAAGGCACAGAUUCUGCUGAAACUCCGCGCGAGUCCUGGAGACAGACCCUUGCCAAGGAUAUCGGCAAGUUGUCGGCAAGCCACGAAAACCAAUCGCGCAGAAAGAUGCCACUGACAAGCAGAGGAGCGACCUUAUUGCAAAAUCAUAGAGACACUGCGCGCAAAUUCAAACAAGCAACAGCCGACUAUGAGACCACUAUCCAGACCUACAACAUAGACGGGACUGGAGCAAAAGAGCCAUGCCAGAAAGGCUUUUUACUGAAGCAAAAAGCUAUGGAGACAAUGGGGGACUUGCUUCGAAAAAAGGAAGAUCCCAAGCAGAGCAUAUUGGUCCCGGGACAGGCUAUCACUGGAAAAGCUCAAAUACUCAGGUGUGGACGAGAUAUCCCCGCGGUCUCGAAGACAUUGCUCGCCCUCGCGACAAGAAGAUCAAGGAUCACGAGCGACCCAUCAGGAGACAUGAGCGGAUCAUUCGAGUCCAACGCCGUGCACGUUGAGAAACCAUCGAUCCCUAGAGACGCUGCCAGAGCGCUGUUUGCGGAGGCCUCUCCGAACAUCGUGACCAGAGGACUAGGCGAAAGCCGAGAAAGGCCAGAGUCCGAGCUGCUGGUAGGCGGCACAUGUGUCCGGGCUGUUGCUAGGGUGCAGCACGCUGUCAUCCGCCAUUUCUCAGGUGUCCUCCACGAACCGGCUACUCUUACGACCUUCUAUCGGGUCGCCGAAAGCACGAAUGAGGCCUGGGUGCCAACCACGACGGACGAGCGUGCCUUGUCCACCUUGUUCCACGCUAUUACAAUCCCUAAACGCUCCGCUAGGGACGCUACUGGCGUCGCUGAUAAGGUCGGUCUGAGCUACUGA